Messenger RNA from Paramuricea clavata, 936 nucleotides. NCBI's taxonomy places the organism in Eukaryota, Metazoa, Cnidaria, Anthozoa, Malacalcyonacea, Plexauridae. The record is from the annotation of a GenBank genome assembly.
AUGAAAUUAAAAUUGAAAAAAGCUGCAUACUCAGACAAAAUAAAAAAUGAAAUGAUUAAGUCUAGUGCAGAUAUUCUAACACAAGGAUUUGUUAAACUAUUCAACAUAAUUUUAAAUUCUGGAAAGUUUCCGGAAUUUUGGUGUGAAGGUCUUAUUACCUCAAUCUAUAAAUCAGGUAAUAAAUUAGAUCCAAAUAACUACAGAGGAAUCUGUGUGUCAAGUUCUCUAAAAAAAUUUUACUGUCUAACUCUAAAUGAUAGACUAAUGAGUUAUACGGAGCAAGAAAAGAUUAUUCAUCACUCGCAAAUAGGCUUUAUGCCUGGCAAUCGAACAGCCGAUCACAUAUUAACAUUAAAAACGAUUCACGACAAAUACGUAAAACAAUACAGUAAUGAAAAAAUAUAUGCUUGCUUCGUGGACUUCAAAAAAGCGUUUGAUUCUAUCUGGCAUGAUGGCCUUUUCUUAAAACUACUAGAAAACAAAAUAGGAGGACGAUUCUACGAUCUGAUAAAAGAUCUGUACACUAACACUAGGUGUGCAGUGAAGAUAUCAGAUCGUAGAACGUCCUUCUUCCCUUACCGCAAGGGAGUUCGUCAGGGUUGUGUUUUAAGUCCAUUACUAUUCAACUUAUAUAUUAAUGAACUACCAAAAUUAUUCGAAGAAACAAUUUCUGAUCCCUUCAUACUACCAAAUAGUACUACAAUAAGCAGCCUUCUCUAUGCUGAUGAUUUAGUAAUAUUGUCACGAUCAAAAACCGGUCUCCAAAACUGCCUAGAUACGCUACACAACUGGAGCGAAAAAUGGCUAUUGGAAGUCAACCUCAAAAAAACGAAAGUCAUGAUUCUGCAAAAACAUAAAUCUAAACCAAAAAACAUUCAAUUUAACAUUUUAAAAAAUCCAAUCUCCAUGACUAAUGAAUAUACGUACCUAGUUUAG